This is a messenger RNA of Knipowitschia caucasica, 438 nucleotides long. NCBI's taxonomy places the organism in Eukaryota, Metazoa, Chordata, Actinopteri, Gobiiformes, Gobiidae. The record is from the annotation of a GenBank genome assembly.
AUGAGAGUGUCUACAAAAGGAACUUUAAGGUGUCCCCGCAACAGUUUUUUUUGUAUCAGAGACCGUCCCCCACGGCAUACGGGCUUACACCAUGGUCCCCCGGCGAGCCCGAGAAGGGCCAGCUUAGCCUUAGACCCGCCUCCUCCCGCCUUACAGCUAAGCUCCGCAUCAGACAACAGCAGAGGCUCAAGCUUUGUGGAUGAGAAAACCCCCUGUGGACAAACACCCAUGAGAGAGGGGAAAGUGGUGGACCGGUACCUGUGUGGCGCUUUGUGGACCCCGUCCUGUGGGGGGAAUUGUGCAGACGGCCCCCUCAGAGCGCCCCCUGCUGGGCCUCUGCCCCUGCUGCUGUGUGGACCACAGCCUGACCACAGUCCGUGCUGCGUUCCAGUCCCAACAGGUCAGUUUCAGCAUUUAUUUUAUGGAUUCAUGAUUUGA